Messenger RNA from Mytilus trossulus (common blue mussel), 1180 nucleotides. RefSeq lists its product as uncharacterized. Bases 121 to 1089 code for a protein of 322 amino acids. Gene Ontology annotation, biological process: positive regulation of transcription initiation by RNA polymerase II. The transcript is spliced from 2 exons. Gene Ontology annotation, molecular function: DNA binding; transcription coactivator activity. The record is from RefSeq and is a predicted model, not a curated record. NCBI's taxonomy places the organism in Eukaryota, Metazoa, Mollusca, Bivalvia, Mytilida, Mytilidae.
AGUAGGACACUUGUUUCAACCGUUUCAUAUGCAUUAUAAGGAAUUUAUCUUUUGAUAUUAUGGAUAUAUUACACAUACAAUAUAACUCGGGUAGAUACGCAUAUUAAUAUUAUCAUUUAAAUGAUAAUACAUGUUUGUUUACACUUAAAACUUAUUCAUGUGACUUGCUAUCAAUCGAUUGAAACAUUUAUUUUUGUUGGAAAUAUACUAGGGGAAGUAAAAAAUACUGAAACAUCAUCAGAAUUCGUUGGCUCCAAAAAUUUUAAAGAUACCGACCAAGUGAGGACCAGAAGAGAACGCGACAAGCUUGUGAUGGCAUCGAAAAUGGAGAAACCAGGACAAACAACGAAAGGGAAGCCACAUACGAAGAAGCAAAAAACGGCAACAGAAUCCGAAAAUAUUUUAAAGGAAUUAGCAGCUGAAAAUCAAGCUUACCAAUUAGCAGAUCCGAAAAACGAAGAAUCAGGUAUUGCGCCACCUAUUAACCCAAAGGAUACUCGGAUGUUUCACAGGGAAUGUGCGCCCCGGAUAUAUAAUGUUGAAAAACACACGUAUGAAAUAGAUCAUCUUUUAUACAUUUAUAUCAGUAAACAGAACGACAUUAUCCUUGUUGGUAUAAAAAAUUUCUUUGCAAUCGCACCGAGUAGAAUCCUUAAACCCGGGAAAACAGGAAUAUACCUAACUGUUGACCAAUACUGUAAACUAAUCAGUAAGGGAGAUUCUAUUUCAAAAGCAAUCCAACAAAUCAAAGAAGACAAGGAAGGAAAAGGUUUGAUUAAAAUGGACGAAACGAAACUGACGGAGAAAGACAAAUCAGUUGCUGCUAAAUCAUGCUUCGUCAUUUCCAAAGAGAAAAAAGUCAAGGUUGAAUACGGAUCCCUUUCCGGUAGGCAACAGGUGGUAGUAGACAUCCGGGAGUACAGCAGACCAACGGAACAAUCUGGAGAGAUACCAUUACCAACAGAUAAGGGGAUCAACCUUACUGAAGAACAAUGGACUACAUUAUUAUCAUUGCAUUCAACCGUCAUCAAAGAUUUGGAAGAUAACUUUGGUUAUUCGGAAGAUUUCGCUGAUGAACUAAGUGCUUAGUAGAACAUAGUGGCUCAUUUUGAGGAAAGUUGUUUCUUAGAAUACGACUUUGAUGAAAACGUAUAAACACAGGACAGUUCGGAUAUCUUUU